ACACUCGUAACAAAAACUAAUAGCAAUCGUCAGUGCCCGCCCCAUCCGCUCCCUACCUCUCCAGCUCCCCUGCUCCUCUGUUUCUUCUUCCGUCUUCCCGCCCAGGCCUAGCCGCCGUGAGCCGUGGCCAUGCCCGUCGCCGCGCUCCACCCUCUCCCGGCCAUCGUCGGGGCCGGCCGCCGCAGGGCCCGACGCCACCGGCGUUUCGGCCUCCGCGCGAGCUCCCUGGAGUCGCCGUCUGUGGCCUCGACGGCGCUGGAUGGCGUGGCAGGGCCCCCGGUGGAGAGGAAGGAGAAGGUGAAGGACGAUGCGGCGGCGGCGGAGAAGGAAGAGAACAAGGGGCUGCACGCCCUCUACGACGACGGCUUCGGCGGCGUCACCGUCAAGGACUACUUCGCGGCGGCCAAGGCCGUGUCCAGGGACGACGGCGGCCCGCCGCGCUGGUUCUGCCCCGUCGAGUGCGGCCGCCCGGCGGUGGACGGCGCGCCGCUGCUGCUCUUCCUGCCAGGAACGGAUGGCGUCGGAAUGGGGCUCAUCCUGCACCACAAGUCGUUGGGCAAAGUAUUCGAGGUUCGUUGCUUGCACAUACCAGUCAAUGAUCGUACACCAUUUGAAGGGUUACUACAAACCGUUGAAAAUACUAUCAAGCAUGAGCAUGAUUUAUCACCUAACAGACCAAUAUACCUCGUUGGAGAUUCAUUUGGUGGAUGCCUUGCAGUGGCAGUGGCAGCUCGUAAUCCACAAAUUGACUUGCUUCUCAUACUAGUAAAUCCAGCUACAUCAUUUGCAAAGACUCCAUUACAGCCCAUAUUGCCUCUUUUGGAAUCAAUGCCAAGCGAGUUUCAUGUUACAGUUCCGUAUCUUCUCAGUUUUGUCAUGGGUGACCCCCUGAAGAUGGCUUCGGUUAGCAUUGAAAACAAUCUAUCUCCUCCAGAAACUCUACAGAAAUUGUCAGAUAGUCUCACUUCAAUGCUACCUUUACUUUCGGAAUUGCCAGAUAUUAUACCAAGGGAUACUCUUUUGUGGAAACUCAAACUUCUUAAGACUGGAGCUGCCUAUGCAAAUUCUCGACUUCAUGCUGUACAAGCAGAAGUUCUACUUCUUGCCAGCGGUAGCGACAACCUUCUACCAAGCAGAGAUGAAGCAGAUCGUCUUUUCAAGGCACUGAAGAACUGCAGAGUUCGAUACUUCAAGGACAAUGGCCAUACGCUACUCUUGGAGGAUGGUGUCAAUCUGUUAUCUGUCAUAAAGGGAGUAAACAUGUAUCGCCGUGGAAGACAAAGGGAUUUUGUAACCGAUUAUCUCCCUCCUACUUUAAGUGAGUUCAAGAAAACAUUUGACGAGGAUCACAAACUUUUUCACCUUGCACUGAGCCCAGUUAUGAUGUCUACCCUGAAGAAUGGAAAAAUUGUCCGUAGUCUAUCUGGCAUUCCUGAUAAGGGUCCUGUCUUGUUUGUGGGCUAUCAUGCGCUCAUGGGUAUUGAAUUGAGUCCACUGUAUGAAGAGUUCCUGAGGGAGAAGAAAAAAAUUGUUCGUGGCUUGGCUCAUCCACUUUUGUUUGGAACAAAAUUUGAGUCUUCGCGCCAGGAAUUAUCUCGGUUAGAUACAGUUUCUAUGUAUGGUGGACUACCGGUCACCCCAAUCAAUAUGUACAGGUUAUUUGAGAGGAAUGAAUUUGUUCUGCUUUAUCCUGGCGGUGUUCGGGAAGCUCUGCAUAGAAAGAACGAAGAAUACAAGUUGUUUUGGCCGGAUCAACCAGAAUUUGUAAGAAUGGCUGCACGGUUUGGUGUUACUGUCAUACCCUUUGGGUGUGUAGGAGAGGAUGAUGUUCUAGAGUUGGUUGUGGAUUAUAAUGAUCAGAAAAACAUCCCUGGCCUUCGGGAAUGGAUAGAGUCAGUCAACAAAGAAACUGACAGAGUGAGGGAUAGCGUCAAAGGGGAGGAUGGGAAUCAAGACAUGCACUUGCCUGCUGUUCUCCCAAAAGUACCUGGCAGAUUCUACUACCUAUUUGGCAAACCGAUCGAAAUGAAAGGAAUGAACAACCUUGUCAGAGACAGAAAGAGUGCAAAUGAAGUGUAUCUUCGCAUAAAAUCAGAAGUGGAGGAGAUAAUGUCAUAUCUAAAGAGGAAGAGGGAGGAAGACCCUUACAGGAGUAUAGCGCAGCGUGCGUUAUACCAGGCAACAUGGGGCGUCUCUGCUCAAGUUCCAACUUUCGAACCAUGAAGAUCAGGUGCAGAAAUGUUAGUGUGAUUGGAUAUUUGAAAGCUCACACAAACAAAGUAGGUGAAAGAAUCGGUGAAAGUAGGGCAGGACAUCUGUAACUGCAAGCUUAUUGCGAUUCUUUGAUCAGAUGCAAAUUACGCAAUCCAUUCAGAGGAAAUUUCCUCCCUUACACACUGUACAGAAGUACAUUACAUGUACUAUGCAGAAAAACAUUGCAUGUGUAUAUUUUCUGACAGUUUUCUGA
Panicum virgatum (switchgrass) is the source of this 2467-nucleotide messenger RNA. Its product is annotated as acyltransferase-like protein At1g54570, chloroplastic. Lineage: Eukaryota; Viridiplantae; Streptophyta; Magnoliopsida; Poales; Poaceae. Bases 130 to 2223 code for a protein of 697 amino acids. Gene Ontology annotation, cellular component: membrane. The record is from RefSeq and is a predicted model, not a curated record. The transcript has 13 exons.